GCCAUUGAUUGAGUUAUUGAUUGAAUAGAUGAUUGAAUCACGCUGUCGAACCGUUCGACCUGGCUGCCACAUACAACACAUGUAUGUGCGCAGGAGCACAACGGUGUGUAGACCCAUUGUGCAACGUUGUGCAACGUUAACACACAGGAGAAAGAAUUGACCAUUCCGAUCCUCCCCUCUACGAAACCACAUGCAUAUACACACGGACACUAUGGUAUGUACAGGUAAGGUACAUAUGGCAGGUAUGCUACCCGUAUACAUACAUACAUACAUGUGCAUGUAUAUAUAUGAACCCUUGGCGAAUGAAUGACGGAAACCACGUCCGCCUCCCCUGCCUUCCAUUCAGGCAUGUGUAGGCCUAGGCUUACCCAUGCUUUUAAGUAUCAGAAUUCCACCCGAAAACCGAAGGAGAGAAGUCCACGUGAGUCGCUAUGUGUGAUCGACAGACAGCGGACACGGGUCAAUCACCCUCCAUUUAUCUGGUCGUCGCGGGGGGAUGAGGCGGCUGUCGAGGGAGGCUCGGAUGCUUGCAGCUGCAUGCACGACACACACACGCACCCAGCACAGGUGAAUCGCGCAUCCCUAUGUCUUUGUCGCGCGGUGUGUGCCUACGCGUUUCUUCAGCUCGUUGACUUCACAGCGAAAACUGAGAGCAGGCAGAAAGAGAGAGAGCAAGGCUCUUGUUCAUGUGUGUGUUCGGUUCGCCCUGCCUGACUGUCUGCUGCGAUCCUCACCUGGCGAGCUCAGCCUCUGCUUUGUCGAGCCGCUUGCGUAGUUGUUCGUCAUCGUGCACUCUCUGCACACAUGGAUGGAUGGAUGGAGGGAGGGAGGGAGGGAGGGAGCACAUGUGUCGAUGGCCUUUGGCUGAUGGGUCCUGACCCAUUUGGCUUUGUGGUCGAGCUGACCUACGUCAGCCAGCAACUGCACACACAGAGGACAGGCACACACACAGCAAGCCAUCCAGAGCCAUCGGCUACGAGCGCCUGACACCGCUUACUUGCGAGAGUUCGCCGCUGUCGGCCAGGUCGGCCAAUGCGUAGUCGUAGACCUUGGGUCUGUACGACACGUCCAAAUCUGACUCCCCCCCGCCGCACACACACAGACACACACACACAGACACACACACAGAGAGAGAAAGAGAGAGGCGUGUCUUGUCUGCCCACACUUAUCUCGCUUUGUUACCUUUCUGUCGACACAUCGACAGCAUGAGCACAUCUGCCACCCACACACGGAUAUCCCACACACAGAGAUGGACAACCAAACAGUGAGUGAGUGGGUCCGUAUGGAUUGCCUACAGAGCCUAGUGAGCGCAGAUUUCAGAUUCUCGUCAGGAGGGGCCCCGGGGGGUCUGCAACCAACAACAGACACACAGAUGCACGCAAAACAAUUAAGGUUCUCAGAUCAAUCAAUGCUGUCCACGUUUGUUUUCGACCUGCCCUCCAUGAAUUCAGCCAAUGCGGCCUCCCCGUCGGCCACCCACUGCAGGAGCUCUUCAUCAGUCGGAGGCGGCCCAACUUCCCCAGCCAGCCGCUCCUGGCACACACACACACACUCACAGACAGACUGCAGUGUGCUGAAUUGUUCGCCCACUCACCGUUGCAGCUUCCAGGUGGGUGAAUGGGGGGGUGAAUGGGGCAACAGCGCUUUCGUCAUGCGAGGUGGCUUGCAGAGGGUGGCGAGUCUGCCGCACCCUGAGGAGCCGUCCACUGGGUUCACGGCCGAUGGCGCAUUCAUGGGCGGCUGCGGUAAGAAACGACGCAAGUUUGGCAGAUGCAGAGGCUGCUGCUGCUGCCAAGAGGAGAGCGGCAAAGACGGCGUACGGGAAGAGGCACAUCACUUGAGGCACAUAUCGUUGUUACGAGAUCGCAUGCCGCCCGUGAGUGAAG
Vitrella brassicaformis is the source of this 1886-nucleotide messenger RNA. NCBI's taxonomy places the organism in Eukaryota, Vitrellaceae. The record is from the annotation of a GenBank genome assembly.